Molecule: messenger RNA, 1844 nt
Organism: Suricata suricatta (meerkat)
Lineage: Eukaryota; Metazoa; Chordata; Mammalia; Carnivora; Herpestidae
Gene: SACK1F
Product: family with sequence similarity 83 member F
Exons: 5
Coding region: 66-1589 (507 amino acids)
Source: RefSeq, a predicted model, not a curated record
UCGGCUCCAGGUGCGGCGGUGGGACUGGGGCCGCGGCCCGGGCCGGGACGGGCGGCCGAGGAGCCAUGGCCGAGUCCCAGCUGAGCUGCCUGGACGAGGCGCACGUGAACGAGAGGGUGACCGAGGCGCAGGCCGCCUUCUACUACUGCGAGCGGCGGCGGGCCGCGCUGGAGGCGCUGCUGGGCGGCGGCGAGCAGGCCUACCGCGAGCGGGUCAAGAAGGAGCGACUUCGGGACUUCCUCUCCAGCCCAGAGCGUGAGGCCCUCCGCGCCGCCUGGAGCCCCUACGAGGAUGCCGCCGCCGCCGCCGCCGAUCGGGGCAAAAGCAAGGUCAAGGCCAAGGCCCCGGCCCAGGCUACUACCGAGCCCGGAGAAUCCCUCGCCUACUGGCCCGACCGCUCUGACACCGAGGUGCCCCCGCUGGAUCUGGGCUGGACCGACACCGGCGUGUACCGCGGCGUGAGCCGCGUCACCCUGUUUACCCACCCCCCCAAGGAGGAGAAGGCGCCGCACCUCAAGCAGGUGGUCAGGCAGAUGAUCCAACAGGCGCAGAAGGUCAUCGCUGUGGUCAUGGACCUCUUCACCGAUGGUGAUAUCUUCCAAGACAUCGUGGAUGCCGCGUGUAAGCGCCGGGUCCCCGUCUAUAUCAUCCUGGAUGAGGCAGGCGUGAAGUUUUUCCUGGAGAUGUGUCAGGGCUUGGAGCUUGCUGACUACCGUAUUCGGAACAUCCGUGUCCGCUCUGUGACAGGUACUGGCUUCUACAUGCCCACGGGGAAGGUCAAGGGGACCCUGUCAUCAAAGUUCCUAAUGGUAGAUGGAGAAAAAGUGGCCACUGGAUCUUAUAGGUUCACCUGGAGCUCCUCCUACGUGGACAGGAACCUUCUCCUCCUCCUGACCGGGCAGAACGUGGAGCCCUUCGACGUGGAGUUCCGGGAGCUGUACGCCAUCUCCGAGGAGGUGAACUUGUACCAGCAGCUGAGCCUGGCAGGGAGGCUCGGCCCCAACUACUCGUCCACUGUGGCUCGCAAGCUGAUCAACCCCAAGUAUGCCCUGGUGGCAGGGAGCCGCCACCCACCAGGCGAGCUGAUGCGCUGGGCGGCCCGGCAGCAGCAGCAGCAGCGGGAGGCCGGCGGCGACCCCGAGGGGCAGGAGGAGGGCGGCAGGGGCGGCGAGGCAGCCAGGCGCCUGGAGAGCUUCCUGAAGGACCUGGCCACACUGGAGCAGGUGCUGCCCCCCGUGGAGGCCGUCCCCUCCGGGGAGCUGCUGCGGAAGGACCGCCGGGUGGUCUCCCACCUGCACGUGGACCUGAAGCCCAGGCCCCAGGAGGCGCUUGUCCGAAACGGCAAGGGAGAAGCUGCCAACGGGGAGGCCGCCGCGGCCAAGGAGGGCAAGCGCUUUAGCAGCCGGUUCUUCAGUCGCCGGGCCAAGAGGCCCGCAGCGCCCAACGGCACGGCCAGCUCCGUCUCCACCGAGACCUUUGCGGAAGUGCAGUUUGCGCCGGGGAAGAGGCCCAGCGGGGGCUCCAGCGCUGACAUCUCAGGUAAAACAAAUCCCAGUCCUUCCAAGGCCAGCAAUUGCGUGAUCUCCUGAGCCAUGGGCCAGCGGUGGGCAGGAUCUGUGGAUGUCCCCAGCCCUGUCCUAUGGAGAAUACAGGUCAAACACUGCACCAGUUUGCACUUCGGACCCUUACUUGCUUCCUGGCCAACAGCCUCCAUCCUGGCCUCAGGGACCCUCAAUCCCAGAUGUGAAGGUCUGCAGCACAUGGGGACCAUCACACGCCUCUGCAAGAGUGCCGGCCGCCGGGCAAGGGUCACUCCUUCUUGUUUACAUGAAGUGGAAGCUUGA